AUGAGAGUAGAGUUUAAAGCAUAUCUUACCCUACUAGGAAAGAAAAAGCUGCAACUUGGAAAGAUAAUUAGUUCUGCUAAAAAAAGAGGCAAAAGGGUUCUAGAAAGCUUAAAUUCAGAAUAUUUAUCUGAAGCAGGCAACUUAAAAUCUUCAAUAUUUCUUUGUGAAUUAGCUGAAGGAACUAUUUCAUCAGGAAAAUAUAACCUUAAUUUUGUUGCAGAAUUCAUAACAAAGAAAGGGUUUGGAAUAAAAUAUGGUGAUACCAAUUCUUUAUAUCUCACCUGUCCAGAUAAGUAUUAUGAAAAAUGCGAUGAAGACUUCUCUUGA
Molecule: messenger RNA, 327 nt
Organism: Funneliformis geosporum
Lineage: Eukaryota; Fungi; Glomeromycota; Glomeromycetes; Glomerales; Glomeraceae
Source: the annotation of a GenBank genome assembly